GGAACCUACGAGUCUUGAAACACGGCCAUCAUACAUACACAGUCUUACGACCUCACCUCAUCAUCUACUCUGCCAAAUACCUUCAUUCCUUAAAGAGACACAACCCUACCAUCCAAAAUGUCAGAUGCAUACGAGCGCGAACGUCAGAAUAACUCUCGUCUCAAUGAACUAUCAGCAAAAGUGUCGGCGUUGAGGGGCGUUACGGUGGAUAUAUAUGAUAAUGCUAGAGCGCAAGAUGUGAUCGACAAUACUUCUGAUACCUUCUCCAGCAUGUCUUCCUCCCUCAAAGGAUCUGCUUCACGUCUAGGCCGUAUGGCUUCCUCGGGAAAUAAAGUCGCCAUAUUGAAACUCAGCGGGAUGAUUAUUGGAUGCGUGCUGGUUUUGUGGUUCUUAUGGGGGUUGUUUGUUUAAAUGAGGGGCUGAAGGCUUUACAUGGUGGAAAAGAGGAGAUUGAAGAUUGAAGCUGGAGGGUAAAGACAAGGUUAAUUUCUGAAUCUAUGGGAUGCAGCGCAGAAAUGCCUACGUAUCUCACA
Botrytis cinerea B05.10 is the source of this 533-nucleotide messenger RNA. RefSeq lists its product as hypothetical. Lineage: Eukaryota; Fungi; Ascomycota; Leotiomycetes; Helotiales; Sclerotiniaceae. The coding region runs from base 118 to 411 and encodes 97 amino acids. Gene Ontology annotation, biological process: intra-Golgi vesicle-mediated transport. The transcript has 2 exons. The record is from RefSeq and is a predicted model, not a curated record.